AUGUCGCUGACACUCCCUAGGGGUCCAUGGGAAGGCAGUCCGAUGCUGCAGCAGGUCGCAAGGGUCGCGUUGCACUGGCCUGUAAACGAUGCAAGAGACGUAAACAACGGUGCGAUGGCUCACAUCCAACAUAGAACAAUCCGACCGCAAUACCCAGGAGGCAAGACCUUAUACAUCAAUGCCCUCGAAGAACGUAUCGCAUUCCUCGAGGCCCGACUACCAGAUUAUGCGCAAGAUCAUUUUGAGACCCUCGCGCCGUCUUCUGUUGUUGAUGGCCAAGACAAUGACGCUGUCAACACACAGGCUUAUCCUGAAUCCUCAUCAUCUCACCGUGGGUCUGUAUCUGAAGAUCUCGAUGGCUAUGAGCGCAACUCUAUCAUUGAUGGCGUCGCCUACCUCUCACUCUGCGCCUCUGGUACAGCUGAAGCAACUCCAGAUCCAUCAUACCUUGGUUCAAGUUCAGGUGCUGCUAUCGCUCGAAUGAUACAGCGCUCCAUCUUUCAUAACUCUAGAAAUGACAUUACUCGUCCGAGCAAUUUUCCAAGACAAUCAAAUCCUUCCGUUGAUCCAUACAUCGAGAGUCUAGCUCCAACCCUUCACCUCCAUCCGGAUGAACCAUCUCACGGCUUUCCUUUCCCGGACGAAGCUCGCCAUCUCUUCGACAUAUUUUUUGACCGAAUGCACACCCGGUGGCCAAUCCUAGACAGGAAGAAAUACUCUGAGCUUUUCGAAAUCCAGUAUCAACAGGGUGCUCUAUCCAUGACCCAACGAAGCAUCAUGCACCUGAUCUACGCCAUCGCCGCACGUUUCGAACAACUUACACGCAAACCAUCACAAGUCGAUCCUGAAAAACACUUGCUAGCUGCGAUUGAACCAAUGGAUUAUAUCCUAGAGCAGCACAAUCUUGCUACCGUUCAGUUUCUCUUAUUACUUGCUGUUCAUGGUCAGAGGUCGCCUUAUGGAGCUGGUGCUUGGAGUCAGGUCCGCUAUGCGGUUUCGUUAUGUAUUGAGCUUGGUUUGCAUCGUGAGCGACAAGGACCAGCCCCAACUGCAAACGUCGCAAGAGAUCUGGAGAUCCGGCGAAGGGCUUUCUGGUCGUGCUAUUGUCUUGACCGGGGAACAAGCGUUGUUCUUGGUAGGGCCUUUGCGAUAUCUGAUAGAGAUAUCAAUGUUUCGAUGCCCAACCCUGGCCGAGAAUACUGGGAUCUGACCCACGUAUCUCUCAAUGAUGAACACGCUGUUGAGUGGUGUAACAUCGAACCCUUCAUCCAUAUCAUCAAGCUGGAAAAGAUCCAGUCACGUAUUCACCGGACUGUUUUCAGGGUCGACAAAGAUAUCUUCUCCAGUCCAGUUGAGGAACUAGUCAAGCUGGAUCAGAAGAUGGCGUCUAUACGUGCCGACCUCGACAGAUGGAUCCAAACAACACCCCAGUCACCCAAAGACAAUGGCAAGAUUACGUGGCUCUAUGAUCCUGAGAGUACUAACCAAGAUGCCGGAGACUUUUACAGUCUUAGCCAAUAUCAUAAAGCGGUCUUAGCCCUCUUCACAGUCUUGCUUCCAUCUCUAGCCACGACUGAUCCUCGGUUCAUCACAACAGCGCGAUCAGCUGCAUGUGUCUGCGUAGCAUACAAGCGACUGAAUCAGCAACGGACGCUUACAUACACUAUGAUCUCACUGCAUAGCUGUUUCGUCGCAGGACUUACUUUGAUGUACUGUAUCUGGAAGGACAAGAGCCUAUUCAGCUAUCAUGUUGUCGAAGCUACACAAGCAUGUUCUCAGAGUCUCACUGUGUUUGGUGAGAAAUGGGCAGGUGCCGUCAAGUAUCGCGACAUCUUUGAUGCACUAUCUGGCAGUCUUCUAAAGACUCUCAUAAGCCCUGGUGGACUGUCUGGUGAUACUGGAAUGGGCGCCCAUCAGAAUCCGCCUUUGCAGACCAAGUUCGACCGACCAAGCUUCAGUGCCAGCCCAGGGUUAUCAUCUUAUCAGCCUCACUCCAACUUACAGAACAGCAAUGAGGCAGACGAUAUCACAAUGCGCAACCUUGUCUCCGACGCUGUUAAAGAGGCUUUUAUGGAGGUUGAUGAGGAAGCACCUGGUGGUUGGCAGGGCUGGCACAUGUGGAACGAGAUGCUUGGUGAAGAUCCUAGCGCUGCGGAUCUGUCCACUUCUAAUAUGUUUUCUGGAGCGGCGAAGGGUUGUAAAGAUGUUUGGAACUUGUCGCAGGGAGACUUGGAUCUGAGUAGAGGUUGGAACUUUAGCGGACAAUGA
Fusarium oxysporum Fo47 is the source of this 2268-nucleotide messenger RNA. RefSeq names its product transcription factor domain-containing protein. Gene Ontology annotation, molecular function: sequence-specific DNA binding; DNA-binding transcription factor activity, RNA polymerase II-specific; zinc ion binding. NCBI's taxonomy places the organism in Eukaryota, Fungi, Ascomycota, Sordariomycetes, Hypocreales, Nectriaceae. The coding region runs from base 1 to 2268 and encodes 755 amino acids. The record is from RefSeq and is a predicted model, not a curated record. The transcript has 5 exons. Gene Ontology annotation, biological process: positive regulation of transcription by RNA polymerase II; DNA-templated transcription.